This is a messenger RNA of Debaryomyces fabryi, 1713 nucleotides long. It is a transcript of the gene SPT10, whose product is annotated as Spt10p. The record is from RefSeq and is a predicted model, not a curated record. The coding region runs from base 1 to 1713 and encodes 570 amino acids. NCBI's taxonomy places the organism in Eukaryota, Fungi, Ascomycota, Pichiomycetes, Serinales, Debaryomycetaceae. The transcript has a single exon. Gene Ontology annotation, molecular function: acyltransferase activity, transferring groups other than amino-acyl groups.
AUGGCAGAGUUUGAUGAUGUGAUGCAACCGCCACAUUUUCGGCCUCAAUUAGAAUAUAAUCCAGUGACAGUUAUUGAUCGGUAUACGGUUUUACUUAAAGAUGGAGAGACUACGGCUACGAUUUAUCCGAUGCAUACGCCCAAUGAGUUGCCACCAGGGUUGUUGGCGUUUCUUUGUGAUGAAUUCAACAUGGAGAUCGAACGGGGGGAUACAUUUCCGUUCUUUGACACGCUCCACAUCGAGUCGUUUCAGAAUUACUGGUUUGGGUCUUUUGCAGCUGUGAUGGUGCUAGGAGAUUCUCCGACACUCGAAGGGUCGAGACAAUGGGAAAAGGAGUGUUUGGGGACGUUUUACGUCAAGCCUAAUUAUCCGGGACGGUGUUCGCAUAUAUGUACGGCGGGAUUUUUGGUUAAUGCUGGGAUCAGAGGCAAGGGAAUAGGUCGAACGUUGGCCGAUUGUUACUUGCAGUGGGCACCUCGGUUGGGGUAUACGUACUCUAUUUUCAACCUUGUGUUUGAGUCGAAUGCGGCUGCAAGAAAGAUCUGGGAAUCGUUGAAUUUCAAAAGAAUCGGAAGAGUGAAAUCAGCCGGUAUUUUAAAGGGCCAUGAUACGGCAGUAGAUGCUAUUGUUUACGGUAGAGAGUUGAUCAAUAACUCGGACCCUGAAAUAGGUGCAUAUAGGUUUGAUAAGAUCAAAUUCUAUUUGGAAACAGGUAGAUAUCCAGCAAUGGCCGACAGACAAGAGAAAUCUAGAUUGAGGUCAUCCGCAUCCCACUAUCGAUUAGAAAACGGUAAGUUAAUGUUGAAAGGAAGACAGGUCAUAGCUGAUCCUGUUAGACAAUUGCAAAUUUGCACUGAGGUACAUAUGACCAAUCACGGAGGUAUUAAUAAGACAACAGCUGUUGUUACCGAAAAGUACCAUUGGACGAGAAUAAAAGAUACUGUGGCUACAGCAAUAAAAAAUUGCCCAGAGUGUAGAGAUCCUGCAAAGGACCCACCUCUACUCAAACGGAGUACGAUUCCGAAGAAGAUGGCAACUGGUAACUCUAUCAUUCGCAGGAACAAUAAGGUAUUGCAUUCACAACCAAACAAUCCAAAUGCUCGUAAUAUUUUGAAAUCAAGAAAUAGUGCUGACGAUGUUGAUGCUAUGGUUGCUGCUGCUCAACUACACAACUUACCAGGUCACCAUCGUCAUGACGCUACUGAGAGCUUGUUGACACACGAUUUAUCAGGUUUGGAUGAUGGAAUUAUUGCAGCCGUUGAGGCAGCGCAGAGAUCUCAACAACAAGGACAUUCAAAUCAUCAGCACCACCCAACUUAUGCAGCUGCUGCAGCUGCGGCCGUUGCCGGCGAUUCAAAUCACUAUCAACACUACCAAAAUGAAUAUACUAACCAUCAUGAAUAUCACCAGGACUCUAAUGAUAAUCAAGGUUACAGUAAUAGCGGGAACUCUAAAGAAAGAAACAGGAAUAAUAACAAUAUACCUGUUGAUCCUGAAGUGAGCGCGUUUGAUCACCAUGUUGAUUCUGCGGGUGAAGAAAUUGAAAUUGCGAGAGCCUUAAUUCAGGCUAAUGAAGAUGUUCAAGAAGAUGGGCCACAUCAAGAAGUAGAUGAGUUACAGAAUCAAAAUUCGAAUAAUGACAAUAACGAGAAGAAUGGUGAUCUGAAGAGAACUGAUGAUGAAACCAACAUGUUUUCUAAAGACAAUAAUUGA